GCAUUAUAAAAGACUCAAGAGUCCUAAACCAAAUAUGGCUCUAGUCUAGAGUGGGUCACAAACCAAAACUGAAAUUAUUGCCAGUGUUUGACGGAAAAAAAAAAAAAAAAAACUCAACUUGGAGGGGUUUAUAUUUUGGGAGGUUUAAUUAUCAGACCUUAAUUCGUAACUCCCUCACUGAAGAACCUCACUUUGAUUUCAAUCAGUUUGCUGUCAACCUUGGGCUUUGAUCUUAUCGCUGUAUGGCGAACAACCCUCAAUAUACUGGUGGACUGGGUCCGCCUCUAAGGCCACCUAUGGUUGGUUCUGUUGGCCCCCCACAGAAUAUUCCACCUCCAAUGCCUUCUCAGUUCCGGCAAAUUGCUCCAAUGCAUCCAUCUCAGCAAUUUGCUCCUUCAGCAUCUCAACAGUAUCAGUCUAUUGGCCCUGGUAUUACUGCAAUGAAUUUAGGAAUGCCUCCAUCACAGAAUCAGCAAAUGCAGUUUGCACAACCUUUACAACAAGUGCCCACAAGACCGAUACCGCCAGCUCACCUUCCUUCAAUGUCACAGUCUAUGCCAAUGUCCAAUAUUCAGUUAAACAGGCCAAUGUCAUCUGGAUUGCCCCAACCUGUGCAAAAUCUGCAGGCCUCAAGUAGUUAUCUGCCUGCCUCGGGCGGUCCAGUAAUGCACCCUCUUCCAGCUUAUGCUCCAAAUACAUACCCUACAUCUCAAUAUCAGCCAGUAUCUCAAAUAAAUCUUGAAAGCAAUCCUAUUUCUGGGCAAUCUUUAUCAACUUCUGGAAACCAGGAUGCUGCAGCUGCUUCAUUUAUUCAACUGCAGCAAAGUGGGCAGCCUCCACCAUCUAUUCCCACAACUUCAGUAGUAGAUUCUCGAUUCAAGUCUACAGAGAAAUCUUCUUCGGAUUGGUUGGAACACACCAAUAAUGGAAGACGAUUUUACUACAACAAGAAGACAAGGCAGUCUACGUGGGAGAAACCUUUCGAACUGAUGACUCCUAUUGAGAGGGCUGAUGCGACUACUGAUUGGAAGGAGUAUACAGGCCCUGAUGGAAGAAAGUAUUAUUAUAACAGAGUUACCAAGCAGUCCAAGUGGGUGAUUCCUGAAGAGCUUAAGUUGGCAAGAGAGCAAGUAGAAAAGACAGUUUCCAUACCAGAAGUUGCUGGAAGCUCUUCUGUAUCUGCUUUCCAGUCUAGUGUUAAAACACCUUCUACAGUCGAUACAAAAUCUUUUAUUCCUAUUAUACAUGUAAGUCCAGCUAGAGUGACACCUGUGGCUGUUGCUGAUGCUACCACUUCACCAACUGUAUCAUCUCCUGGCUUGGCUUCUUUGCCUCUUAAGGAUUCUGAGGUACAAAAAGAUGCUUUGUCUACCGUUGAUGUUGGUGCAACUGCCCCUGGAAUUGUUGAUGAGCAAGCAGCUUUUGACACUGCACCUUUGCCAAUGAAUCAAUCCAAUUUGGUCCCAACCGAGGAAGCUAUAGAGUCUUUGCAGAAUGUUCUGGCGCAAGAAGAGGAAGACAAUAAAAGCACAGACAUUAUUGGAAAGACAAGUGUUACUGCCUCAGAAGAAAAAGUGGUUGAGCCUGAAACGCUAACCUAUGCUAGCAAACAGGAGGCUAAAGAUGCUUUUAAAGCUCUUCUUGAAUCUGUGAAUGUUGAAUCUGACUGGACCUGGGAGCAGGCUAUGAGAUUAAUUAUCAAUGACAAAAGAUACGCAGCUCUUAGAUCGCUUGGAGAAAGGAAGCAAGCUUUCAAUGAGCACUUGAUUCAAAAAAGAAAACACGAAGCUGAGGAAAGGCGUUUUAAGCACAGAAAAGCAAGGGAGAACUUCAGGAAAAUGUUAGAAGAAUGCAGUGAGCUGACAUCAACGACAAGAUGGGGCAAAGCUUUAAAUAUGAUUGGAAAUGAUGAGCGUUUCAAAGCCAUUGAGAGAGCGAGAGAUCGUGAGGACAUGUUUGAAGAAUAUGUGGUUGAACUGGAGAAGAAGGAACGUUCAAAGCAAGAAGAAGAACGUCAACGGAACAUAAUGGAGUACAGGAAUUUCUUGGAAUCAUGCGACUUUAUUAAGGCAAACAGUCAAUGGAGGAAAGUGAAAGACCGCUUGGAGGAUGAUCAAAGAUGUUCUCGGCUUGACGCAAUGGAUCAAUUGAAAAUUUUCCAGGAGUAUGUUGGUGAUUUGGAAAAGGAAGAGGAAGAGCAAAAAAGAAUUCAGAAGGAAGAAAUAAGAAGAGCUGAACGGAGAAACCGUGAUGAAUUUCGGAAGUUGAUGGAAGGACAUGUCUCAGAUGGCACUCUCAGUGCCAAGACACUUUGGCGUGAUUACCACUCAAAGGUUAAAGAUACACCGGUGUAUGUUGCAGUCUCGUCCAAUACCUCAGGUUCCACUCCUAAGGAGUUGUUUGAAGAUGUAGUUGAAGAGCUAAAGAAGCAGUAUGAAGAUGAUAGGAUACGGAUUAAGGAUGCUGUGAAGUCUGGAAAGGUUUCCAUAUCUUCUACUUGGACUCUUGAAGACUUCAAGGCUGCAAUUGAGGAUGAUAUCAGCAAUCCGGAAGUGUCAGAGAACAACUUGAAGCUAGUUUUUGAUGAGUUACUUGAAAGAGUCAAAGAAAAAGAGGAGAAAGAAGCAAAAAGGCGAAAGCGUCUUGGAGAUGAAUUCUUUAACAUGUUAUGUUCACUCAAGGAUAUAACCGUUGAUUCAAAGUGGGAGGACUGUCUACCACUCUUUGAAGAUCGAGAAGAGUUUAGAUCUAUUGGGGAAAAAGCUUUCUCUAUGCAGAUUUUUGAGGAGUAUCUUGAUCAGUUGAAGGAAAAGGAGGAGAAAGAUCGAAAGAGAAGAGAAGAAAAGGGUAAGAGAGAGAAGGAGAGAGAAAGAGAUAAAAGGUCUAGAGACAAAAGGGAAAAAGAUAGGAGGCGUGACAGAGAUAGAGGAAAGGACCGAAGUGGAAGGGACGAGGGUGAUGCUGAACCUGACGUUGAUGAAACUUCAGUAUCAAGUCAGGGCCGAAAGUCAGGAAAAGACAAGGAUAAGAAGCAUCGUAAGCGCCAUCAAGAUGAUGAAAACGAUUCAAUUUUGGAUAAAAACGGAAAAGAUCAUUCGAGAAGUUCUCACAGGCACAGCAGUGAGCGUAAGAAGUCAAGACAAAUGGAGCAGCACACAGAAUCCGAUAGUGAAAGCAAGCAUAAGAAACCCAAGAGAGAGCAUCGUAAUGGUUCUCGUAGAAAAGGAGACAAUGAGGAGCUUGAAGACGGGGAGCUGGGUAACUGGUGAUCUGUGAGGCAUGUAUGUUGUAGCAAUAUACAAGGGAAUUAAACAUUAUUUUGUUGUUUUGAACAUGUUCACUUCAGUGGGACAUCAUCAAUCAUCACUCUUUGUUUACUGCAUGAAGUGAAAGGGCUCAGACCUAGAGAGCCACAUUGCAUGAUAUUUAUUGGAAAAGGCUCGAUUGCACAUCCACCUUGGAAGCCAGCAGGAUCUUCGUAUGUAAUCAGAAAGGUAUCUUUCUUUUAUGACUAGAUUUAGGCAGUAUUUGGAUGGUUUUCAUCGAUUUUCCUUAUUAGAGUAAGCAUUGAGUUUGGCUUGGAAGAUGUAUGAAUGGUAUUGAUCAUGGAAGUUUAUAUGUUCGCUAAUUGAUAUUGAUAUCAGGGUCAAAUUUUGUUAGCGCAUAGGUUUAAUCCCCAGUUGUCUUGGUCCUGAGACAGUGAAACAGCUCUUCUUGUAUUAGAUAACUGAGUGCCUGACUUCAGUGGUUGACUCCUGAAUUUUGAACAACUAAACAUUAUCAUCCCUUUUUCCUUUUCAUAUGUGAUUAUAUUUAUAAUACAUGAUUGGGAAACUGAAGUACUAUACAAAACUUGGGUUUGA
Chenopodium quinoa (quinoa) is the source of this 3863-nucleotide messenger RNA. Its product is annotated as pre-mRNA-processing protein 40A-like. Gene Ontology annotation, cellular component: U1 snRNP; U2-type prespliceosome. The coding region runs from base 243 to 3269 and encodes 1008 amino acids. The record is from RefSeq and is a predicted model, not a curated record. NCBI's taxonomy places the organism in Eukaryota, Viridiplantae, Streptophyta, Magnoliopsida, Caryophyllales, Amaranthaceae. Gene Ontology annotation, biological process: mRNA cis splicing, via spliceosome. Gene Ontology annotation, molecular function: protein binding; RNA binding. The transcript has 30 exons.